This is a messenger RNA of Salvelinus fontinalis (brook trout), 9828 nucleotides long. Its product is annotated as Na(+)/H(+) exchanger beta-like. Gene Ontology annotation, biological process: sodium ion transport; regulation of pH; proton transmembrane transport. The coding region runs from base 825 to 3248 and encodes 807 amino acids. The record is from RefSeq and is a predicted model, not a curated record. The transcript has 12 exons. Gene Ontology annotation, molecular function: sodium:proton antiporter activity. Gene Ontology annotation, cellular component: membrane. NCBI's taxonomy places the organism in Eukaryota, Metazoa, Chordata, Actinopteri, Salmoniformes, Salmonidae.
GGCUCCCUCCCCAUUCUCCUCCCUCCGCGAAAGGGUGUGCGUUUUGAACGUUGUAUUUAUCUCGCUAACAUCACAUUACAAGGAGUACAUUUGCGGAGGGAUAACAUUAGAAGUCACUGUUGGAGCUAGAAAAGGUGUGAUGGAGCCACAGAUCCUCAUACUGACUGAGUUCAAGUAAGGUAUUGUCGGGACAGGGUACGGCGCAUACACGGAUGCGAAAGCAUGGAAUGCAGUUCAAAUAUCUAUAAUCCCCCACAAUUGCAACGUGACAGUUCUAAACGUUUCAUUCAAGGUCAACAUUGGACUUCGGUCAGCUGUAACCGCAGACAUUAUCGAUGAUAUUUAUCUUCGUGUGGAACAGGAAUUGUAUGAGCAGCAUCUUUUUACCGGUCGGCGGUGAGCAAUGACAUCUUUCACCGAAGAGAUUAACCUACGCUGUCAGUAUCUGAAACAAGAUUUCGGACCAAGUUUUCAAUUCAAAGUUGUGGUAUUUAGGAGUGGGUAUGUAACUUGCUAACUAACACUGUAGCCGUGUCUUGAGCUCUCGGUGCCUGGAAGGAUAGCUAGCUCAGGCACCUUCUACGUUUCCUGCUUUCACGAAUGUUGUUAGCCCGCUUGCGACAGUACCUGGAACUGCUGCACCCAUCUCAAAUAGCUAACUAAAGUUGGCUAGCUAGCCAGCCAAUUGUCGAACAUGGAUAUUUUGUCGGUCCUUUGGAAAACCAGUUGCUAGUGAGGAAAGUGUGUUCAUGACACGCUAACUCCACGAUUUCCAGCUCACUUUCCCCCCCCAAAUUCUUUAAGUUAUAAAAACUAAUUUCAACAUGUCUGUUCGCGUAGCCUUACACUCACCCAGUGGCUCCAGAAGUUUUCUGGAGCGGGGACUCCUACUUCUGGUGAUCUUGAUCUUACUGGAGGGCACCGUACUGACGCUUGGAGCUGCCAGCUCACCGGACAUCGGCGCUCAGGACAACACUGGAGGACACGACCACCGGGACGACCACAGAGGGAUAGAAGGCAGUCGCGGCAAUACUAACUACACGUACACAAAAAAGGCCUUUCCAGUCCUGUCUCUAGAUUACCAUCACAUACAGGUGCCUUUCGAGAUCUCGUUGUGGGUGUUGCUGGCCUCAUUAAUGAAAUUAGGGUUCCACCUGAUCCCCCGGCUGUCCAGCAUCGUGCCCGAGUCCUGUCUGCUCAUUGUGGUGGGCCUCCUGGUCGGCGGACUCAUCAAGCUGGUGGGCGAGGAGGUACCCCCCGUGCUGGACUCCAAGCUCUUCUUCCUGUGCCUCCUCCCCCCGAUCAUCCUGGAUGCGGGCUACUUCCUGCCCAUCCGGCCCUUCAUGGAGAACAUCGGCACCAUCCUGAUGUUCGCCGUGGUCGGCACCCUGUGGAACGCCUUUUUCGUAGGGGGUCUCCUCUACGCCGUGUGCCAGAUCGAGGGCACGUACCUGAGCCAGGUGGAGCUGCUGCCCUGCCUGCUGUUCGGGAGCAUCAUCUCGGCCGUGGACCCGGUGGCCGUGCUGGCUGUGUUUGAGGAGAUCCACAUCAACGAGCUGCUGCACAUUCUGGUGUUCGGAGAGUCGCUGCUCAAUGAUGCCGUCACUGUGGUCUUAUACCACCUGUUUGAGGAGUACUCUGGGGCAGGCGAGGUAACGCCAAUGGACGUGGUCCUCGGGGUCAUCUGCUUCCUGAUUGUGUCGCUGGGCGGCAUCGCCGUGGGCGCCAUCUACGGUAUCCUGGCGGCCUUCACCUCCCGGUUCACCUCGCACACCCGCGUCAUCGAGCCCCUCUUCGUGUUCGUUUACAGCUACAUGGCCUACCUCUCGGCUGAGAUGUUCCACCUGUCUGGAAUUAUGGCGCUGAUUGCGUGCGGCGCUGUGAUGCGACCCUACGUGGAGGCCAACAUAUCCCACAAGUCCCACACCACCGUCAAGUACUUCCUGAAGAUGUGGAGCAGCGUGAGCGAGACCCUCAUCUUCAUAUUCCUGGGCGUGGCCACGGUGGCCGGGCCGCACUCCUGGAACUGGACCUUUGUUUCCGUCACCGUCAUCCUCUGUCUGGUGUCACGUGUCAUUGGCGUGGUGGGCCUUACCUUCAUCAUCAACAAGUUCCGCAUCGUCAAGCUGACCACCAAGGACCAGUUCAUUGUGGCCUACGGUGGCCUGCGAGGGGCCAUCGCCUUCUCCCUGGGCUACCUGCUAGACAAGGACCUCUUCCCCACGAAGACCAUGUUCCUCACUGCCAUCAUCACCGAAAUCUUCUUCACCGUGUUUGUACAGGGCAUGACUAUCAAACCCCUGGUGGACCUGUUGGCCGUGAAGAAGAAGCAGGAGGCCAAGCGCUCCAUCAAUGAGGAGAUCCACACCCAGUUCCUGGACCAUCUGCUGACUGGCAUUGAGGACAUCUGUGGACACUAUGGCCAUCACCACUGGAAAGACAAGCUAAACCGCUUCAACAAGAAGUACAUAAAGAAGUGCCUGAUAGCGGGCGAGCGCUACAAGGAGCCGCAGCUCAUCGCCUUCUACCACAAGAUGGAGUUCAAGCAGGCCAUCGAGCUGGUGGAGAGCGGCGGGGGCGUCAAGCUGCCCUCCGCCAUGCCCUCGCAGGUCUCCAUGCAGAACAUCCAGCCCAAGAAGCUGCCGCCCGCUGUAGCAGAGCGGGCCCUGCCUCAGUUCACCAAGGGCCGUGAGGAGGAGAUCAGGAAGAUCCUCAGGAGUAACCUGCAGAAGACCCGCCAGAGGCUGCGCUCCUACAACCGACACACUCUCAUGGCCGAUCCUUUCGAGGAUGGAUGGAAUGACUUCCUCCUGAAGAAGCAGAGGAUGAUCGAGCUAGAGAAGAAGAUGACAGAGAUGAGUAACUACCUCACAGUCCCUGCCGCACCUCCCGACUCCCCCACCAUGUGCAGAGCCAGACUGGCCUCAGACCCCAACGCCUUCUACAACAUCAAGGCGUCUUCAGACGGUGUCCCCACCAUCCAGGUGGACCUAGCCUCCCCCCAGUCCCCGGACUCUGUCAACAUGCUGAACGAGUUCUCCAAGCGGGGUGCCACGGACCAGGGCCUGGGUCAGAGGGAGGGGGCCGACCGGGAUGAGGACCAAGGCCUGAUGAUGAAGCCGUCCUCGGGCGGAAAAGAGGAGAAGGGAGAGGAAGAGGGGGACAACAAGAACCCAGGGCUGAUGAGGUGUCUGAGUGACCCGGGCCCUAGUAAUGAGGAUGAGGAGGAUGAACCAUUCCUUCCCUAAAAAAAACAACUAGCUCCUCCCAUUGUGAGGAAUAGGGAGCGGUGUGGUUGCAGCAGCUCCUCUCCCUGAGCGGGACACUACAGGGGAAAGGUCCACCUCCUCUCACUCCACCACCACCUCAUUUGAGUUUGCUAUCCCAUUGGUUGAGGAACCAAUGAAGCCAAAACUGUUAAGAAAGGACUUAGGACAUAACUUGUUUUAUGAACCAAAAGAGAAAAGGAGACUAUAGCCAUCUAUAGCCAUCUUUUUUCAAUAGUUGUCAUUGCUCUUUUUUCAUUUUUUUAAGUGAUAGGAAGGCAGUCGCCGCCUUGGGUGAUCUUGGGUUUGGUGGGAAUUAGCCCGAGAGACGGGGGAACAUAAUUAUGCGUUACCAAAGGUUUGGAUUGGUGACAAAGUUCCACAUUUGUUUUCAUAACCUUUACGAUCGUUCUUCUACUUUUAAGAAAAGUCAGACACUUAGAGUAAACCCCUUUUCACUAGGUGCAUUUUUAUCACACAAUUAACCACUUAACUGCUUCUUUUGAAUUUCAGGGUUAAUAUGAGACUGUUGUUUAUGUGGUUGUCUUUUGUCAUCGUUUGUCAUUCAGCUGGUCAGGGUUUUACUUGGUGUUGUACACAGGAUGUACUCCACGCUGGAUGUAAUGUUUUCACUGUGCUAAACUCGAUGGACCUCUUUCUUCAAGGUCUCGCCUAUGGAGACCCUAAAGCUAAGGAAUGUGCCAAGCGCAGACUUGGAUUUGUUGAUAUGCAAACCCUGGCAUCGCCGCUUCAAGCAUCGCCUCUCUAUUUGAAUCGAACGUACAACAUCGGCAGCGUCGCAUGCUGUGCAGUAUAAGCUCUAUUUACAUAAAAGAAGGAUUGUGAUGCAACACCAAGAGAUGUGUUGAUCUUGAAUGGACUUAACUCCCCUAUAUAAGCCGAUCCCUAAAAUCACACCAAAUACUGUUAUCCUCCUGACACCCAGCCAAAAAAGAUUUUGGAAUGUCUUCAUUUUGUGUUUUGAGUUAAAAUAAUUUACAAAGACAAAUUUGUUUUGCGCUGUAGUGGACAUAAAGAAACGGUUGAUAGUAAAUAUUAAAAAUGUAUAUUACAGUAGGUAAACAUAGUUGUCACAUCCUGAUGUCCUCUACAAAGGACAUUUUAUAAAUGUGAAAAAAGGAUUACACUGCUCUGAUAACUCACCAAAUUAUUUCUAAGUUAUUUACUAGAAGAAAUUUGAUUAUCAAACUCACAAAAAUGUUAUUACACCAAUACACACACUUAUCUUCUUACCACAACAUAUGCUAAUUGUGUUGGCAGCCAUUUUGAAAAUCCAGGAAGAGAAAGUUAUCCAGGUCACACCCCCACUCAUGUGAUAUCACUGAAAACCCCAGAAUGUCCUCUCAGGUACAACGGGACUUAAUACAGUGGCAUGUCAAAGAGAGUGUACAAAAAUGAAUUGGUGGGUCUCAGGAUGAUAUGUUCCCUUUAAGAAAAUGCUCUAGUAUGGGCCAUUUCAGAACCAUUUUGUGGUGUUUUCUCCAUAUUCUCUUGCCGGUAGUCGCAUCUUACAAUUCAUCUUACAUCUUAUGGGUUUGAUCUGUUCUUUACUCUCUUGCACCUUAUUUACAUCAACUGCUUUGACAUUUUCAAAAGACCUUGUUGCCAGUUUAACUUUCCCCAUUGGUUUUUAGCACUCCCCUUUUGAAAAUCUAGUGACAUUUUGGGUUUUAGGCAUCACUGUAAAGGAUAUGAGGUGUGAGGGGACUAUGGAUCUUUAUCGUCUAACCACCUCAAUGGGCCAAGAAUAUAUAAUUCAUUUAACCUUUUAUUUAUCCAGGUGAGUCAAUUAAAAACGAAUUCUUACACUCUGACUACACCGGCUGUGCAUGCGUCCACCAUCGCGCGUAUGUCGAGUUUGUCGAUCCACACCAGACAUGACACGCGGGUUAAAAUAUAAAAAACAACUAUGUUCAUUUGGGGCAAGUCGAAACACACAUGGAACAUUUAGCCAGCUAGCUCUUGCUAGGUAGUUUGUCCUAGGAGAUGGACCAUUGGGUUGUAAUUGUACCUGACAUGCAUAUUGUCCUUUUAUUAGCUGGUUCUUUGUAUAAUUUUUGACCCGGUGUGUUUCUCUACUCCGACGUUUAAUCCAUCGAUUAAAAAGGGAAACCUAGUUUGUUAUCUUUAGUGAAUCUCUCCUCGUUUUGUGUCUCAAGCUUUCGCGUGGGUUUGUAUCUUCCUGAUAUCCAAUAAGGAGGGGACUUGCAGCGCAACUCUAAUAGAACAAAGUUGUAUUUUAGCACUUGGCUACGCAGACCCUUCGUCACACGAGUGAGCACCACAUGGCCGGUGAGGUUUCCAUGUUAUUUAUCAUGAUGGCCUGGAGAUACAGGCAUGAGGACAUAGGCAAAACUAGCUAUUCAAUGCAUUAUAUUGGUGUAAAAUGUGCAUAGCGAUUAUAUUGAUUAUAACCAUUUUAAUCGAACGAUGCCCUUUAAAGCAAAUGCCAUGCUGUAAUGUCGACGCAAACGAAGAGGUCAUCGCUCCUCUGCUAACAUUGAGGUCUAUAACCAUCACGGGCAGUGCGCUAGCUAGUUGUAAGCAAAUUCACAUCCGAAUGCAAGAGCCAACACCUAUUCUGCUCGCACAACAGUGUAAAGCUAAUCUAGGGUUUGUGUAAGACAAUGAAAACCUUGACAUGUACAGUAUAUGCUUGUAUUAUGUAUACAGUACAUUGCUUCUCUUUUCUACACAAAGCCAUACGAUCAAUAGGAACAAUUGAGUAAUUUAUUUCAAAAGACCGUUAGCUAUAUGGUCAAUGUGAUUACUGUUGCCCCUCAACCCACCUACUGUAUAACCAUCUUAGAUUUGUAGCAUGAGUGACAACUUUAGCUGGAGUCUGUCUCAACUAGAGAAGCCUAAGAUGUCCAAGACCGUGGCCUAGUUUGCUGAUUGUCACCUUCCUCUCUGACCUCCGUGUGCUGUCACUUUACGCCCAGAAAGAGAGAGAGUCUCGUUACAGCUGAGGAGAGAAGGGAGGUGAGAGAGGGGUCUCGUUACAGCUUAGGGGAGGAGAGCGAGAGGGAGGAAGAGGUGCACGGUGGUUACUGAGGUUACAGUAGAGAGGGGAACAUGAGGACGGUGUGACGACGUAAUGGCGUGCUUCUAAGAAACUGUGGCCACUCGCGCACAUAAAGUACUACAUUGUGUGUGUGUGUGGGUGGUGUUCUCCUUUCAUGUUCCCAUUCCCUCACAUGGGCAUUGCAGUGGCGGGUACUUGUAGGUUGAGUCCAGGAAAGUAAAAUAUAUCAAGCGUCUCACUUUCUUUACUGAAACCAAAUUGAAUGAUGUGUUGAAAUGUCAAGGACAGGCUGCUUCGGCUGUGAGAGUAGACGAGGACAAAGUCUUAUUGAUCAGAGAGGGGAUUAAAAUGAAGCUUUACGGAAUGAUUGACAUUUGAUACUUCCCUGGCAGAUAUUUCUCUCCAUUGUAUUGUUAUUUAAACAACACCAGAAAUCUAGUAUAGUAUGAACAUGACAUUUACAAGGUUUCUGAAACGGGUUAUGUAAGGGCAGCCAUAGAAAGUCAACUUUAGCUUGGAAACUAGCCCUGGAAACUGUUUCUAAAAAUUUGCCUUAGUGCUAGUGGAAGAGCAGUUUACUUCGAAGCUUUCCCAUCGCACUUUUAUUUGGCCACCACUUAAAGACCGUCAAUGGUUUCCUGCUGGAAAGGAGGAACUACUGUUAUUGUUAGUGUUCAGAAGACCGAUCUUUAAAUUUAUACUUAACAAAAAUAUAAAUGCCACUUGCAACAAUUUCAAAGAUUUUACAGAGUUACAGUUCACAUGAGGAAAUCAGUCAAUUGAAAUCAAUUCAUUAGGCCCUAAUCUAUGGAUUUCAAAUGACUGGGAAUACAGAUAUGCAUCUGUUGGUCACAGAUAACUAAAAAAAAAAUGGUCCUCACGAUGGGCCUCAGGAAUUUGUCACCGUAUUUUUGAGCAUUCAAAUUGCCAUUGAUAAAAUGCAAUUGUGUUCGUUGUCCGUAGCUUAUGCCUGCCCAUAUCAUAACCCCACCAACACCAUGGGACACUGUUAACAACAUUGACGUCAGCAAACCACUCGCCCACACAACACCCUACAUAUGAUGUGUGGUUGUGAGGCUGGUUGGACGUACUGUGAGAAAUUCUCUAAAACGACAUUGGAGGUGGGUUAUGGUAGAGAAAUGAACAUUCAAUUCACUGGCAAAAGCUCUGGUGGACAUUCCUGCAAGUCAGCAUGACAAUUGCACACUCCCUCAACUUGAGACAUCUGUGGCAUUGUGCAGUUUUGUCACACAACACCUUUUAGAGUGGCCUUUUAUUGUCCCCAGCACAAGGUGCACUUGUGUAAUGAUCAUGCUGUUUAAUCACCUUCUGGAUAUGCCACACCUGUCAGGUGGAUGGAUUAUCUUGGCAAAGGAGAAGUGCUCACUAAAAGGGAUGUAAACUAAUUUGUGCACAAAAUCUUUGGCAAAAUAACAUGUUUUGUGCGUAUAUAACAUUUCUGGGAUCUUUUAUUUCAGCUCAAGACUUUAAACCAACACUUUACAUGUUGCGUUUAUAUUUUUGUUCAGUGUAGUUGCCCAGUACAUGUAGGCUAUCUUAAAAUCAAAUUCAGGGUGUUUCUCACCAACCAUAUUGUGCACCAAUGGUUUAAACACAGAUUUUCCCAUCCAAAUCGUUUUUGUAUCGAAGCAAGCCCUGGUUGGUGUCUGAAAAUCGUCCAGUGUGUUUGUAACACUCUCGGCAUCGUUGUGUUUUCGUUCCUUGCAGACAACUAAAUCUCAAGCCAUACAACCACUCUAGGGACUUUAAUAUUAAUUUGUGAAUGACAAUGCUAUGUCUAUCACGUUGCAGCAGCCUUUUGUUUAAUACUUCCUGUAGGGAAGGAGGGUGAAGUGGCUUCAAUGUCUUGCUUCACUCAUUUCCUUAAUUGUUCAAAUGCAAAUGGAUUUUUGUUUCCUUUCUCAGCUCCACGCUGAAUAAUUUUUCGCAUUUAAUGGAUUGUUGAAGCUAUGUCUGUAUAAAUUCUCUGGCCUCGUUUGGAAGUGGGUUCAUGGAAUCGCAAGGAGGAGGGUAUUUGUUACCCAGGACUAAGUUUGGCCAUGCUUGUGGUUCUGUCUGCGUUAUGCGUGCUUUACAUGUGUUUAUUUACAUUUGUAUAAUUGCUGCUACAUGUGAUUUUACCAUUCGGUUCACAUGCUUUAUUUGGGUUCCUUUGCAUUGUAUUUCUUCAUGUGUUCUACGAUGUGUUGCGAUGUGCUUCAUUUGGUUCAUAUGCUUUAUAUUGCUUCGAGUACUUUAUAUUCGGUUCACAUGCUUUAUUUGGUUUCAUACACUUUUUACAUUGGCUCCAUGUGCUUUAUAUUGCUUCAUGUGCUUGACAUGGGUCUAUGUGCUUUUUAAAGUCACUCCAUCUUAUGGUUGGCUGCCUUACUGGAACCGAACCAGACUGACAUUAGAGACCAAACGCUUCUUUCAUCCAAACGAGUGUCGUUACAAAGUGAUUGUUCUCCUUACAUUGAUAGGUGGGAGCAGUAGAUCAUGGGUAUAAAAUCAACCUUGAUAGGACUAUGAUGGUUGACAAUCUGUCAGAGGGUCAUGUUUAUUAUGGCCUGACCCGUUACUGGCCGUAGUGGAAAAGAGCUUUCUUGUUUUCUUUUCUCCUGCUGAGACUCGACAGGUGGUUGGACUUGAAUAAUUAUUCCACAGUCAUCAUUUGCAUAUGUCCAAAGGGAUUUGAUUGUCUAAAAAAACAACUUCUCAGAGUGAUCUCACUCCUGAAGUGCACAUGUGACACAUGAUAUAACAUCUUGAUUAAACAUACUGCAGCCUGGUACAUUUAUAAGCGAUGAACAAUGUAUGUAGACUUCCUUUCCUUACCCCUGAGUCUUUAACAAUUUGCCACGCCAUAUUGAUAAAAGCACUUUAACCGAUACCUUUAACUCAAAACACUCACGUUAAAGCAAGAGCAAUAAGUACGGGUAUUUUGGUCACACAGGCUUUGCAUGGCUAGUGUAACACAGGGGAUGUAUGUGUGGUAUACUAGUUUACGGUAAGGUCAGGUGCGAAUUUGGAUCCGUCUAUGCCACAUGCAAGACAGAGAAGCAGGGAAGCAGUCUAAGUUUGACUUAAAUCUGACUAGGAUGAAUGCUUUUCUUCAUGAAUUCCCUUUGCUCUGCUACAGAUGCGUCCACAGCAUGGCGAUUGUAUUGCCCACCAGCCACUCAUCUGUUUGUUUGUUUACCUAGAUCUCUUGUUUUCUGUGUUAAUGUCGGCUAAUUGAUCUCCAGUGAUUUGCAAUGUGUACUUCGCAAUAAUACAAAUGUUUUAUUUUCUAUACAAGUGAAUUCAAAUCUAUAAGUCAAUAUGUUAUAUAAAUAUAUAAUGUUACUGUAAAACAUGAAACUGUAUGAUAAAUGACACUAGUGACAACUGUGCACUGUAUUGUUGGUUAGCCUAGCUUAAGCAUUCCAAACCUUGGAUUACGAAAACAAACUAAUGCAGUAAUGUUGAAAUGAAACAAUAUACCAAAUUAAAGUUGUAAUUUAUCAAAAUAAA